AUGAAGGGGCGUUCGGCUGAUGCAGGGGGCGACAGAAGUUCGCGUUCUGCCACCCACUGCAACGCACGUUCCUCUCGUGGCGGCUCGCCGUCUUCGGCUCCGCGUUUGGGGAUCUGUCGGGAGUUGUCGGCGCUCGGCUCCGAGCUUCAGGCGCUGGAUCUUCAGCAGCAGAUCCUGUUUGAUCCGUCCGUUUCCCCAAACGACAAUCGUCUCACAGUCAGUUUUCCGCCGUUUACUCGGCAGGUAGAAGACGAAUCCGCGGGUGCGCUGCCGCGCGAAUCUCCGGCAACGAAGUUUCGAAGUUCCCGCCAGAGAGACGGUCUGGACGAAGUCUUGGGCGAACUCGCGAAACCUGUCGACCUCGGGGUGUCGCCGCCCCCCUCGAUUUCAGCCGCCGCAAAGCGCGAGGCUGUCGCCGACGCGUCUCUCCGCCCUCUUCCCGCGCCGACGGAUACGCGUUUGCGGAAACUCGAGGACGCGCCCAGUAAAUUUCGCAUUGGCGUUCGCCAGCAAGCUCGCCCCGUCACGUAUGCCGAAGCAGUCGACAGAACGCGAAAGGACAACGAACGCCAAGAAAAAGGUGCCGUGAGGUUCGCCGCAGCGAGCGCCGCGGUCGCCGCUGCCGCGACAGCUGUCGGGGCCGACGCUGACCAAAUUGAGUGCUUCGUGACGGUCGAGGAGGAGGCUUCGCCCGUGCAGGUAUCUCAAGAGAAAGUGGGAGAACGGGCUGGAAGUUCCGGUUCUGAGACUGCCACGGGAGGCGAGCAGUCCGUUCCUUGGUCGACUCCAAAGAUGGUCCAGAGCGCCGCCGUUGGCCCGCGCCGAGAAGUCUCUCGGGUUCCCAGUCCCGCCAGGAAGCGAGAGACAGAGACUCACAUGCCCGACGCGGUCAGCGAACCUCGGGUGUACAGCCACAGCCGAUGGGUAGACGAGCGUCGCGGGGAAGGCGGCGCGCCGCCCGGGCAAUUUCCUUUUCCCAAAGGACUCACAGAGAUGCAGGAGCGAAUGGAGGAGGAAUGGAUCGACCGGGAACGGCGGCUGCGCGCGGAGCACAAACGCGAGUUGGAAAGAGCCGUGGCUCACGCGUCAGAAAAGCUGUCCCGCGAGUACAGUCGCCGACUCGUGUUUGAGUUGCAGGAGCAAGAAAAGGCUCUCUUGGCGGAGAUGCACGAGCGCCACCGCCAGGCGCUGGCUGAAAUCCGAAGCAUCUCCGAAUCGAAGACAGAUGCCCAGGAAGAAACUCAGCGCUUCCAGCAUGAAGCCAGUGCGAAGGAGCACCAGCUUCAAAAGGUUCUCCACGAAGCGCGCCUCCUGGAGAGUGAACGCGAGGCCCUCGCUGCCAAAGUGCAGCAUUUGGAGGCGGAGAACGCGAGUCUCCACGCAGCUCUGGCGUCCCUGGAGAAACAGACUUGCAGCCAACGCGCGAAAGAAGAGGAUCUUCAGCUUCGCCUGGAUCGCCUGAAGGCCUCGAACGACCGCUUGCAGGUUCAGCUGCAACAUGAACAGCAACUCGCAGCGAAUUUCGCGCAGAAGCGAAGAGGCCUGGAGCGAGAGGUCGAGGUUCUCGACGAGAAACGGGCGGUUGCGGAGCGUGAGUGGAAACGGGUCGCGGCGGAGCUCCGCGAACUCCAAGAGCGCCAGGCAGGUCUGUGCGCCUCCAAUGCGCACCUGCAGAACGAACUCGACAACGCCAUACGACAUGGGAAGAACCUCGAACAGAGAAUCGACGAAGACAAAAGCAAGGACGAUGAACGACAAAAAUUGUCGCAGCGCGUAGAGAAGCUCGAAGAGGAGAAGGAGACCACAGAGAGGCGUCACACAGACGAAAUAACCUCUCUUCGGAACCGCAUCAAGCAUUUGGACGCCGUCGAGUGCCAACUUCGAACGACUCUCCAGGACUUCAACAGUCAAAACCUGGAAGUCAAGCGGUUGAGAGACGAGAACGCCACGCUGCUUGCGGAGCUGCGUCACCAGAACAAAGAGGACUACACAAAGAAGCUGGACCAACAGGCUCUCCACAACGACUUGAUCACGGUGAAACAGGAGAAUACCGAUCUGCGCAAGGAACUGAGUCGCCUCAUCAAGGAACGGAACUCUGCCGGGUCCUGUGGAUCUCUUCCACCCUACACCCCUGCAAGGCCCAAUUCCUUGUCGACCGCUCCCUCGCCGGACAACCCUUUGGCGAUGCAGCUCUACAGUUCCGAGACUCCACCAGUCGGAGGCCCCGCGGGAGGUCGACAGGAUCCCAUGAUGACGGAGCACGAUGCGUCCGUCUGUCCGUCCCUCACCGGUACCUUCAAUCGUCGAUGCUUCACUUCAGCAGGAAAACCGUGGUGCGUCGAGGACCCGUCGAUCCCGCCUUCGAAUCUGCAUCGCGAAGCCUUUGACAGUCCGACGCUCCGCGCAAAACAAACGGCCCUGCGCUGUCCGACUUCGAUCAAUCCGCCGGGGCGACGCACGCAGCCGCCGCCAGCUGCGGGCGAUGCGUCCAACCCCAUUCAGCACGUGCACUACCCCACUGUCGCCUCGCGCGUCGGCAUGCGGGGUGACCAUCCCUCGUACAUGUACGAGGGGUACCACGGCGAGUUGCGGCAAGCGGCAGCUUUGGGCGCUCUCGCAGAAAGCGGUCCUACCCGAGGCAUCUCGCCCGCGGCCGCGCUCCCCGUGACAGCCGAGACGCCCGAGCAAAUUGCCUCCCUCGAGUCUCAGUUGCUCCUGCUGGCAACGGAGCGCAAGCGCAUCGAAGGCGAACUGAGCAAGAUUCCUUCCGCCCGUGGCCGAACUGCCCGAGAGCGGCAGCAGCUGCAGUGCCUCGAGAGCCGUCUGGCCGAGGUUGACGGGACAAUGCACCGAAUGAAACAGACGCUUUUCCAGGCGCAACGACGAAAGAAUUGA
Neospora caninum is the source of this 2895-nucleotide messenger RNA. RefSeq lists its product as hypothetical. NCBI's taxonomy places the organism in Eukaryota, Apicomplexa, Conoidasida, Eucoccidiorida, Sarcocystidae. The transcript is spliced from 14 exons. The coding region runs from base 1 to 2895 and encodes 964 amino acids. The record is from RefSeq and is a predicted model, not a curated record.